Messenger RNA from Ustilaginoidea virens, 450 nucleotides. RefSeq lists its product as uncharacterized. Lineage: Eukaryota; Fungi; Ascomycota; Sordariomycetes; Hypocreales; Clavicipitaceae. Bases 1 to 450 code for a protein of 149 amino acids. The transcript is spliced from 2 exons. The record is from RefSeq and is a predicted model, not a curated record.
AUGCUCUUCUCUAAAUUUAUCGCCGGCAUCGCCCUCCUAGCCACCUCCCAAGUUCAGGCACUGCCUAACCCUGCAGCUGCAGUCCAAAGUUCAGGCGAUAAUAUCUUCGAUGCGCGCCAGCCCCUCCCUGCUAAAUUUGCUUUGCAUGUCUUUCAAGCCAUUUCAUCUUUGCCUCGAACCAAGCUACUAUUCCACUCUCGGAUUGGGCCUAUACCGGCCGUCCGGUUCGCCAAGCAAAAUGGCUUAGUGACGGUGGAGAUGGGUAUAGCAACAGCUAUUCAGAAGGAUAAGGAGUCUGGCAGGAACGAGAUAUUUGCGGAGCAUGCUUUCUUCCGCACCUCUUUGCUUCUUCCGCGGGGCUUUACUGCAGCGCCGAGCUCUUUCUACGUAAGAGAGGAGGAGCCUGUCUUACGGAAGAAUGGCGUUCACAUUGAUAUUAAGCACGUAUAG